This is a messenger RNA of Bursaphelenchus xylophilus (pine wood nematode), 798 nucleotides long. The record is from the annotation of a GenBank genome assembly. NCBI's taxonomy places the organism in Eukaryota, Metazoa, Nematoda, Chromadorea, Rhabditida, Aphelenchoididae.
AUGGAUGCCUCAACGAUUGUGGAUGAAUAUGUAGAAGCUUCAGAUCUCGAGGUAAGCCUUCCGUUUAGUUGCUUGAAGGUUGUUUACUUAGAGAUUUUGUGCGGUAAUGGUAAAUCCACGUUUCAUAUACUCAUGCAUUUUGAAAAAUAGUUAGAACAGUGUUGUAAUUUUCUAAAAUACUGAAGUUUUAUAUUCACUUUCUUUUUAGAACUUUGCCCGUGCUUAUUCCGAACAGUCCGGGCGAGGUCCAGUCAGUGCUAUCGUUGCCUUCAACUACGCCCAUGCUUUGAUCAGAUCCUCCAAGGAAAAUGUACGAACAGGGAUCUUUAUUUUGGAAGGUAAGUCUUUUUACUCUGAUGCAAUUUCUGUGUUUAGGACUUCUCAAGAAAGACAUCGAAGAUAUACCCAAGCGAGACUACGUUUAUUAUUUGGCUGUGGCUUACACCAGACUGAGGGUAAGCAGUGUAAAAUGAUGCAAUUCGUAACUCUAUGUUAUUCUUGAUUCAUCUGAAUAAUAUCUUCUCUCUUAGGAGUACGACAGAGCUUUGGAUUACAUCAAUGCCCUUUUAGCAGCUGAGAGUGACAACAGACAAGCGAUUGCCCUAAAAGAGUUGAUCAACCAGAGGAUGAAGAAGGGUAAGUUGAUUUCAUUCCAAAUUAUCAUCUAUAAUAUAUUAAUUCUGUAAUGAUAUUUUUUGUUCAGAUUCCCUCGUCGGCCUUGCGUUUAUUGGUUUGGGUGGUGUCGCCGCGGUUGGGGCCAGUCUAAUUGCCGCGGGAAUUCUCUCCCGUCGACAUUAA